Messenger RNA from Exophiala oligosperma, 948 nucleotides. RefSeq lists its product as uncharacterized. The record is from RefSeq and is a predicted model, not a curated record. Gene Ontology annotation, molecular function: oxidoreductase activity, acting on NAD(P)H, oxygen as acceptor. The coding region runs from base 187 to 948 and encodes 253 amino acids. The transcript has 3 exons. Lineage: Eukaryota; Fungi; Ascomycota; Eurotiomycetes; Chaetothyriales; Herpotrichiellaceae. Gene Ontology annotation, cellular component: intracellular anatomical structure.
GUUAUCUUGAACUACAACCAGCAGAGGAAGACACCUCCGACGGCAGGGAAUAUUUUGCACGAACUUAUCAAGAAUCUCGGCUAACCCAAUACUCGUCCAUCAUGCUAUUGGGUCGGUUCAUUGAGAAUCUGGAAUAAGUAGCUGCACAGGAUCAUCUACCACCGAGCAGAUCAGAUUUCCAGCAACAUGUCUAGCGCACCAGUGGUUAUUGUUACGGGAGCCAGUGCGGGAAUUGGUGCUGCCAUCGUAGAUAAGUUGUUGUUGGAGAAGGCGAAGGUGGUUCUCAUUGAUAUCACCGAAGAACCUCUGGAAAGGCGACAGAAGGAGUACGGCCAUGAAAGAGUUCAGUACGUUGUUGGUGAUGUCUCGACCAACCGAACCAACCACCUUGCCGUAAAGGCAGCUUUGGAUGCCUGGGGCAAGGUCGAUGCUUUGGCAUUGAAUGCUGGUGUCAUGUCGCCCGUCAAGAGACUCUGCAAUGUCGACUCAACGGAAUGGACUAGGAUAUUCAACAUCAACGUCGUUUCUCAGGUUUCUAUGCUCGCUGAGGUUAUUCCUCACCUGCGGAAGACAAAGGGUAGAGUCGUCUUCACCUCGUCUGAUGCUGGAGAGAAGCCGAGUUUUGCAGCCUGGGGAGCUUACGGUGCCACUAAAGCUGCGGUGAACUACCUCAUCAGGGUUCUGGCUUUAGAAGAGCCCGAGAUCACGGCCGUGGGACUCUAUCCUGGUGUCGUGAACACGCCACUGGUGCAAGGUAUAUUCAGAGGAGAUUACAAUUCAGGCAUGAGCAAGCAAGAGCUACAGACCUACAAGGAUAUGGUACAUCCCAGACUCGUCGAGGCUCAACAGCCAGGAAAUGUUGUUGCUAACCUGGCAUUGUCGGCACCUCGUAAUCUCAGUGGUUCGAUCCUCUUCUGGGACGACGAGGUCUUCAAGCAGUAUCGAUAG